AUGGACGGCGUCGAGGACGGGCGCGCGCGCGGACUGAACGCGCGAGGGGUGGAGGCGUGCGCGUGGGGGGGGACGGAUGGCUCGAGCGCGGGGGGGGGCGGCGCGGUGGUGUAUUACUGCGACCGAGACGCGCGGACGUCGUGUAACGACGCGCUGGCGCGAGCGACGCGGAUGGCGAACGGUUUUGGGGUGCCCUUAGUGGUCGCGAUGCACGUCGGACGCGAUCUGAGCGGUCGGGGCAUCGGAGGGGCGAGACGGGCGGUGUUCGGGUUGGAGGGCAGACGAGAGCUGGACGAAGCGUUGCGCGGACGCGGGGCGGCGACGCGGACGACGAUCGGGGACGACGCCGCGCUGGGAGUGUUAGAGACGUGCGAGGCGGUGAACGCGAGCGCGGUGGUGUGUGAUUUCACGCCUCUAAGGGAGGGACGGGCGACGCGAGCGACGAUUGCGCGCGCGCUCGAGUGCCCGGUUGUGGAGGUGGACGCGCACAACGUCGUCCCGGCCUGGGUGGCGAGCGAUAAGCAGGAAUACGCGGCGAGGACGAUUCGGCCGAAGAUACGUAAAAAACUCGAUGAAUUUCUCACCGCGCCGACGGUGAUGGAUGACUUGGUCGUUCGGGCCGCGGGAUCUCUCGCGCAGAUGGAGACGGAUUGGGCCGCGCUCGUCGCCGACGCGCGAGCGAACGGCGCGCACGUACCAGAGGUGCACUGGAUCAAACCUGGGGAGAAAGCAGCCCUCGCGUCGCUGCUCGAUCCGAGCGUCGAUUCCUUCUUGCCGGAUCGAUUAGCGCUGUACGGCGAACGGAACAAGCCGACAUCCCCUCGAGCGGUGUCGCGUCUGUCGCCGUACUUAAAUCACGGGCAGUUGGCGCCGAGAAGGGCGGCGUGGGAAGCUGUGCAGCUUCGUGGGAUCGUCGCCGACGAGGCGAUAGACAGUUACUUAGAGGAGCUCAUCAUCAGGAGAGAGCUCUCCGAUAACUUUUGCCUGUACAAUCCCGAUUACGAUUCGUUGCGAGGCGCGAGUCAGUGGGCGCAAGACUCGUUGGCCCUGCACGCCUCGGAUAAGCGUGAGUACGUGUACGACUACGCUACGCUCGAGCGGGCAAAGACGCACGACGAACUAUGGAACGCGGCGCAAAAAGAGCUGUAUCAUCUAGGAAGGAUGCACGGAUUCAUGAGAAUGUACUGGGCAAAGAAGAUACUCGAGUGGACGCCGUCUCCGGAAAUUGCGCUUGAGACAGCCAUCCAACUCAACGACACGUAUGCUUUAGACGGACUCGAUCCGAACGGCUACGUCGGAUGCAUGUGGUCAAUCGCCGGCGUGCACGAUCAAGGGUGGAAAGAGCGCGCCGUCUUCGGCAAGGUUCGGUAUAUGAACUACGCCGGGUGCAAACGAAAGUUUGACAUUGGCGAGUACGUGCGACGCAUCGAGAGUGAGACGCGCGGAAGUAAGUGA
Molecule: messenger RNA, 1455 nt
Organism: Ostreococcus tauri
Lineage: Eukaryota; Viridiplantae; Chlorophyta; Mamiellophyceae; Mamiellales; Bathycoccaceae
Product: DNA photolyase, class 2
Exons: 1
Coding region: 1-1455 (484 amino acids)
Biological process (GO): photoreactive repair
Molecular function (GO): deoxyribodipyrimidine photo-lyase activity
Source: RefSeq, a predicted model, not a curated record